This is a messenger RNA of Pochonia chlamydosporia 170, 4644 nucleotides long. RefSeq names its product G-protein beta wd-40 repeats containing. Gene Ontology annotation, molecular function: catalytic activity; protein binding. The record is from RefSeq and is a predicted model, not a curated record. Gene Ontology annotation, biological process: nucleoside metabolic process. The coding region runs from base 1 to 4644 and encodes 1547 amino acids. The transcript is spliced from 5 exons. NCBI's taxonomy places the organism in Eukaryota, Fungi, Ascomycota, Sordariomycetes, Hypocreales, Clavicipitaceae.
AUGACCAUGCUUAAUGAUUCGAACCUUUACACAAUAGGCUGGAUAGCAGCUCUGCCUAUUGAGCGCGCAGCAGCGAUCGCUUUGCUCGACGAACGCCACGGAACUCCUGAAAGGUUUGAGCAACAUCAAUCUGAUACUAAUUCCUAUGCCUGGGGCCGAGUUGGCGUCCACAACGUCGUCAUCGCCUCACUCCCUGCCGGUGUGUGCGGAACCACUUCCACAGCGACGACCGCUGCCAACCUUCUUUCGUCUUUGCCACAAAUCAGGAUCGGUCUUUUGGUGGGAAUUGGCGGUGGUGUCGCCCGACCAGACCAAGAUUACGAUAUUCGGCUGGGCGAUGUCGUCGUAAGUCAGCCCCAGGGAACCGAAGGCGGCGUCGUUCAGUACGACUUUUUCAAGGCGACGACGAAUGAGUCUUGGGAACGCAAAGGAUGUCUCAACAUGCCACCUCCGAUUCUCCUGAAUGCGUUGGCGAGUCUGCAGGCCGAGCACGAAAUCGCGCCUUCUAAAAUACCCAAUCUUCUGCAACGGAUGUGGGCAGCCCAUCCGCAUAUGAAGAGGCCGAAAAUCAACUCACCCGCCUAUGUCCAUCAGGGUAUAGAGAACGACCGGCUUUUCAUAUCGACCUACAAUCAUACUGGCGGCAGCACCUGUACGUCCUGCCACACGUCCAAAGAAGUCAAGCGCAAGCAGCGAGCUACAACUGAUCCAGAGAUUCAUUACGGGAUCAUUGCUUCUGGAAACAAAGUUAUAAAGGAUGCCGCCACUCGAGACCAAAUUGCAGGUGUCGUGGGUGAGGAUUGCAUCUGUUUUGAAAUGGAAGCCGCCGGACUCAUGAACCAUUUUCCUUGCCUUGUCAUCAGGGGAAUUUGCGACUACGCUGAUUCACAUAAGAAUGGUCUCUGGCAGCGGUAUGCUUCUGCAACCGCCGCUGCAUUUGCGAAAGAGCUUCUUGGUUUCAUCCCCACUCAGCACUUGAAAACUAUGCAGGGGUCUAUUGGCAUAUUCAAAUCGAUUAGUAAAGAUGUAGAGAGCAUCGAAUCGAUCACAACUGAUAUAAAGAAAGGAGCACAUAACAUACAUACUGUCGUCCUUGAUAUCGACCGGAAAGUGGUACUUGCGCGCCUCGAAGACGAAGUGGCCGCCGGAGCCGCGUUUGACUCUCCCGCUGAAUUAAAAAACUCCACAUGUCUGCCAAAUACACGAGUUGAGCUCCUGCAACAAAUAUCAGCUUGGGCUGAGGAGCCUGGCACCGAGCCAGUCCUGUGGCUUAACGGUAUGGCGGGGACCGGGAAGUCUACCGUAGCUCGGACUGUCGCACACAUCUUCGCCGCCAAAAACCGCCUUGGCGCUAGUUUCUUCUUCAAAAGGGGUGAAACCGAUCGAGGAAGCAUAUCCAAGUUCUUCUCAUCAAUCGCGGCCGAUCUGACGAGAAGAGUAACUGCCAUUGCUAGUUACGUCAAAGAUGCCAUAGAUAGCGAUCCUGCUAUCUUCAGGAAGACGAUGCAAGAGCAGUUCGAAAAGCUUGUUUUACAACCCCUGUCCAUGAUUCAGUCACCUGUACGGGAGAAGGAAUCAAUUUUGAUCAUUAUCGAUGCUCUGGAUGAGUGCGAUCAGGAGGACGAUAUCAAACGCCUGCUCCAUCUUGUAACCAGCGCUAAGUGCCUGCAAGCUGCGCGACUAAGGAUAUUCUUAACAAGCCGACCGGAACUACCGAUUCGACUUGGUUUUACGCAAAUCGAGAGCAGAUAUCAUAGCAUAGUUCUCCAUGAAGUAUCCACAUCCGUCGUCGAGCAGGACAUAUGCGUCUUCCUAGAGCACGAGCUUUCCAUCAUCCGUGGUGAAUACAAUGCUUCGGUUCCCGAGUAUCGGCGACUGGCCACAAAUUGGCCUGGGCAACCCAAUAUUCGCUCACUUGUGAAAAUGGCUGUUCCGCUCUUCAUUUUCGCCGCCACGGUUUGUCGCUUCGUCGCCGAUCGCAAAUGCGGAAAUCCCGACCAGCAAUUACAAGAGGUUCUCCAAUUCAAACAAAUACGCGAAGGGUCGCAGAUGAAUGCGACAUAUCUUCCUAUUUUAAAUAGACUGGUUGACGGAGUGUCUGGAAAGCGCCGAGAUGAAGUCCUGCGCCAGUUUCGAUAUAUCGUUGGUUCCAUCGUUAUCCUCGGGACGCCUUUGUCAACAGCUGUCCUAGCGCAAGUCCUCAACACUCAGAGGGAUGUUAUUGACGCCAGAUUAGACCUCUUGCACUCAGUCCUGAGCAUUCCAUCGUCGGCAAAUGCUCCCGUGAGACUGUUCCACCUCUCAUUUCGCGACUUCCUCCUAGACCCUAAUAUGACGGCAAAGAUUCCGUUUCGAAUAGAUGGCACACAAGCUCACCAGAUGAUGGCAGUCAACUGUCUGCGUUUGAUGGAGUGUCUUCGCCAAGAUAUAUGUGAUGUUAGAGGCCCUGGUAUACAUCGAUCGGCAAUACAUCCCACGAAAGUACGCGAAUGCCUUCCUCCAGAAAUUCAGUAUGCCUGUCUAUACUGGGUGUACCACGUACAAGGUGCGGGAAAUCUCGUCGUAGACGUUGAGCUAGUCCACAGUUUCCUCAAGCGCCAUUUCCUUCACUGGGUUGAAUCACUAAGUCUCAUUGGAAGGGCCUGGGAAAUUCCUCGACUUGUUAAGUCACUGCAGUCAUUCUAUAAGUAUCAAGAUGACAAACAGCUCGCUGAGUUCCUUGACGAUGCCGUGAGAUUCGUCAUUGCCAACCCUUCCGUCAUCGACACAAACCCACUUCAGAUAUAUUCUUCUCUCCUUAUCUUCUCGCCGACAAGGAGCAAGGUUCGCACCACAUUCAAUGACAAGAUCCCGCGGUGGAUAUCUCUACAGCCGAGGGUUCAUCGCGAUUGGGGCCAAUGCUUGCAAACCUUUGAAGGCCAUGGGACAUGGGUUAGGUCGGUUUCCUUCUCGCAAGACUCAGCAUUUGUAGCGUCAGGGUCCGACGAUAAGACGAUACGGAUCUGGCACACUGCGACUGGUGAGUGCAGGCAGAUACUGAAGGGCCAUGGCAAGUUGGUCAGUUCGGUAGCCUUCUCACAUGACUCGGUGCUCGUCGCAUCGGGUUCUCAUGACGGGGCCAUACGCAUCUGGCGCACUGCCACAGGCGAAUGUAUGCAGACGCUUGAAGGCCACGAAAGCUGUGUCACGUCAGUAGCCUUCUCACACCACUCGGCUUUGUUGAUUUCAGGUUCUUACGACAAUACCACACGUAUUUGGCGCACUGACACGGGUGAAUGUAUACAGACGCUAGGUGGCCACAAUAAUUGGGUUACGUCGGUAGCCUUCUCGCACGACUCGGCCCUGGUGGUUUCUGGUUCUCAUGACAAUACAAUACGAAUCUGGUGCCCUAUCAUAGGCAAAUGUAUUCAAACGCUGGAGGGCCACGAUAGCUGGGUCACGUCGGUAACCUUUUCGCAUGAUUCAGCAUUUAUAGCGUCGGGUUCUCGUGACAACAAAAUACGGAUCUGGUGUGUAGGUACGGGCAGAUGCGUGCAAACGCAUGGGGGUCACGGUGACUUCGUUGAGUCAGUAGCCUUCUCACACGACUCGGCGAUCGUGGCUUCGGGCUCUAGCGAUGGCACAAUACGGAUGUGGGAUAUUUCCACAGGCGAGUGUUUGCAGACACUUACGGGACAUGGCGAUUGGGUCGAGUCGGUAGCCUUCUCACAUGACUCGACGCUAAUAGCAUCAGGAUCUCGUGAUAAUACGAUACGAUUUUGGCACACUACCAUAGCCAAGAAUGUACAAAUAUAUGAAGGCCACAGCAGCUGCGUCGAGUCAGCGGUCUUCUCUCACGAUUCGCAACUUGUAGCGUCGGGGUCUCGCGAUACAAUGGUACGGAUCUGGCGCACCGCAACAGGUGAAUGUGUCCAGACGCUGAAGGGCCAUAACAAUUGGAUCAGGUCGAUAGCCUUCUCACAUGACUCGACACUUAUAGCUUCUGGAUCUCGCGACACGAUGAUAAGAAUCUGGCACACCGCAACGGGUGAAUGUACGCAGACGCUUGAGGGUCAUAGCAGUUGGGUCACGUCGGUAGCCUUCUCGCACGACUCAGCACUCAUAGCGUCGGGUUCUCGUGAUAACACCAUACGAAUCUGGCGUCUCGCAACGGGGAAGUGUGUUCAGACACUUGAAGAGCAUGGCAGCUGGGUUGAGUCAGUCGUUUUCUGCAGCGACUCAGCACUCAUAGCGUCAGGAUCCCGUGAUCAUACGCUACGGAUCUGGCGUGUCACAACAGGCGAGUGUGUGCAGACACUUGAGGGACAUGACGACUGGGUGGAGUCGGUUGCUUUCUCGCACGAUUCAGCGCUUGUAUCAUCGGGUUCAAGCGAUAACACGAUACGGAUCUGGCGUGUUGCCACUGGCGAUUGCGUGCAGAUACUCUCUAUUGGGCUCUCUACAUCUCGCUUCUUCCACUGCAGAAUCCGUGAAAGCUGCAAGGGCUCGUCAUUCAUUUUUCAGCAUUACAAAGGACAGGUGCUGGGUCACAUGGAACGAGAAGAGAUUACUUUGGCUUCCAAGGGAAUAUCGUCCCUUACUAUCGUCAACAACUGGGAUGCUGCCAGUGGAGAUAUCAGGAUCCACUCUCGUGAUUGGAUGUAA